UCGAUUUCGUGGGGGGAAAUGUAUAAAACCCCAGCCGUGAAGAGGACCAUCUCAAAAUCUGUUGCUGCCAGCUCGACUAUGCGCACCUCCCGAUGGAUCGUGGUGCUGGCUCUUCUCGCCCAAGCUUUUGCCGCAGUCACCGACCGUUCAGACGAAGAUGCAGAAAAACUACGAAACCUUCAUGAAGCGAGCAUCACAACAGAGUACACACUGGAAGAACUGCUGACAGACAGCAAUUACACAGAAAUCGAGGCUCUUUUAGCGAUGGAAAACGAAGAGAGCACCACGAAUUACGAAGUUGAUGCGGCAACAGAAAAGCCAAGUGAAGAGGGUGAAGAGGACCAGUUUGAAUUUCACAAUGGAACGGCUCAAAAUGGCAGAAUAUUGGGAGGAACGCCAGUCACGUCGGAAACUUUUCCGCAGUACAAUUACCACGUAUUAAUUGUGAGCGUAACUGCCGCUGACAUCGAAAGGUGGUUUUGCGGUGGCGCAUUAUUGUCGUCCACUUGGGCGCUGACCGCCGCACACUGCGUCGUAUUGGUUUCUACCAUAACUGUUUAUGCUGGAAAAUUCGAGGAUCCUUCAACAGUCACGAGCACCCCUCCGACAGCCACGGCCUAUAUUCAUCCCGCUUUUAGACUUAAUUUAAUGAUCAACGACAUCGCACUGCUGAAGCUGAGCACACCAUUGACACUUAGUGGUACUAUUGGAACCGCUAGACUUUCACUCGUCAAACCCACUGCUGCGUUAGAUAAUGUCGCGCUUACGACCAUGGGAUUCGGUCCUAAAACUGAUGCACAAGGUAUACCCGUGUCAGGCUCAAGUCCAGUAACACUGAAUGUUGUCGAAAUGACGAAUGUGAAAAAGUCGACGUGCAAUGCAAACACAAUUGAUGUUUACGUGACGUACCCAGGAAACACUGGAUGUUUGGGAACCUCUUCUGGAACCAAAGGAAUUUGCUUUGCUGACGAAGGUGCACCUGUUCUUUACACAAGCUCAUCUGAAACCACUGGCAAAAUUAUCGGCGUCACCUCUCAAAGGUUGGCUUGCCCAAGUGAUUAUCCCGGCUCUUUCACCUGGAUUUAUCCCUACAUUAGUUGGAUCAGAGCCACGACUAGGAAAAAUUUCACGUAGUAUUUAUUGCUUCUAUAAGCUUGCUUUUUUAUAUUUAUUCUUGGUGAGUAAAAUGUGGAAAAAUAAAUAUUUUUUAA
Molecule: messenger RNA, 1211 nt
Organism: Cloeon dipterum
Lineage: Eukaryota; Metazoa; Arthropoda; Insecta; Ephemeroptera; Baetidae
Product: brachyurin-like
Exons: 7
Coding region: 19-1134 (371 amino acids)
Biological process (GO): proteolysis
Molecular function (GO): serine-type endopeptidase activity
Source: RefSeq, a predicted model, not a curated record